AACAUUUUCCACUCGAUCGGCGAUGUGUAGGUGAUGUUUGGCACAUGGAUUAUACAACCUGUUUUCCUGGCGUCUUGUCAAGUGGACUGGUCUGUGCUAAACUCUUCCACAUCGCGGUAUAUAUUCAAUAGCGUACAGCCAGCGGCCAUAUCGAUUGUUGGAACCAUCCCGUAUUGUUUCCACUGCCGGAAAGACGAUCGGAAACACGUUUAAAUGAUGCUACAGAGGUAAGCGGAAGACUAGAGAGGAAACCAGUAGUGUGGACUGUCAGACACAAGGGGAACACAAAAUCAGCGAGAAAACAAUAAGGAUAUAAAAGAAAAGACAUUUUUAAAACACGACUGGCAAACCACAAGAAGAAAGAAGAAAAGAGAGAUUGCUUGGCGAAAAAGGAAAAAGGAAAAGAAAGAAAACUAACAAAAGACCGUUCAAAGACAAUUUAGGAAAAGAGGAAAGGAAUUCAUCCAUACGGGAAAAGACGAAAAAGAAAGGAAGGAAAGAAGAGCGAAGCUAAAAACGAAAAGGAGAAGUAAGAAGAAAGGAAAGCAACCUAAACGAGACUAGAAGACGACGACGACGACGACGAAGUGUUGCUGCCAUGGACGUCGUGUUCGCUGUGAGUGGCGUCACGGGAAUACUGCUGACGGUGGCAGCGUCACUCAUUUGUUUCACAUUCAUUCGGAGACGUCAGCUUCCACCAGGACCGUGGGGCGUGCCCCUUCUCGGUUGUCUUCCCUUCUGGAAAGGCCCAGAGACCAAUUCUGAAUGGUACAACCAAUACGGAGAUAUAUACAGUGUGAGAAUGGGAUCCAGUCUGAUAGUGUAUCUAAACAGUAUGCCGUUGGUGAACAAAUAUCUCAAGGAUUCGGUUGAUAUUAUCGACAGACCGCCAGGGCCUGCAGCUAUUGGACAAGGUAUUUUAUUUGGCAGUGGACAAAAAUGGCGCCUCAACAGAACGCUGUGUCUUCAUACGCUGUGGGGUGAUAAGGCGGAACAGGCCUUUCACCGACAUUUACAAAACGAGGCUACAGACUUGCUGGCGCAGUUAGAAAGGUUUUCCGAGCGGGAAAUGAACCUAACCGAAACGCUUCGCCCGUGCAUCGUGAAUGGCCUGUGCACUCUAAUCAGAGGGUCGCGCUUUUCCUACACGGAUCCAGACUUUGUGUCGCUGGUGGCCCUGCUACGCGGGGCAGACGACGUGGACUUACUUUCCCUCUCGACCGCCCUGAGUGUGAAGCUGCCCAAGCUGUGGGCGCUCAUCCCCCACCAGUCCCCGGACCUGGCGGAGAUAACGGCGGGACUGGCGAGCGUCAUUGGGAGGUGGGUGGCGGAACGCCGCCAGUCGUGCGAGAAAUACUCGUCUGACAGUCUCAUCGACGUGUUCCUCAACAGCGAACAGUAUCAACAGAUUAACUCAACAGAUGACGAAAUGGUGCAGUCGGCGAUAGACAUGUUUAACGGAGGUCUGGUGGCCAGCCUGUCUGGGCUGGAGUUCCUCUUCCUGUAUCUAAUUCACAACCCGGAUGUUCAAAGCAGGAUACAGGGAGAAAUUGAUGAUGCCAUUGGUUCCGACCGGAAGCCGUCAUGGGUGGACCAAUCCAAACUGCCGUAUACGGUAGCCACGGUAAUGGAGACUCUGAGACUAGCCUGCAUUACACCGAGCACGCUGCCGCACGUGGCCACGCGUGACGUCACAGUGCACGGAUACAGUGUGCCAAAAGGAAGUGGAGUUGUGGCCAGCAUAUUUUGUCUUCAUAGGCAAUCGGCACAGCACGAGGAUCCCGAGACGUUUAAUCCCGAGAGAUUUCUAAACAAGGACAGCACUCUACGGACACCCAGUGACUUCAUUCCGUUUGGCGUUGCACCACGGAACUGCCCCGGCGACAGAUGGUUUCACGUGUUAGCAUUCCUGAUCCUCACGUGGGUUCUUCAGUCGUACAGUGUGAGCCAACCACAGGGGGAGGAGUUACCGCCCUUCAAAACGAAGAUGCGGAUCGUGAGGCGACUCGAGCCGUAUUCUCUGGUUUUAACGCCUCGGAAAACCUCGUCAAAGUUCGUCUCAGAAAACAAAAGUCAAGAUAUUAAUUAAUAUUCAAACAGUUGUCGCAAAUCUAAUUUGUUCAGUAAACAAUGGAGUUUUAAUUAUGUGACUAAUUAAAGAAAUACAAUGAA
Messenger RNA from Gigantopelta aegis, 2172 nucleotides. Its product is annotated as methyl farnesoate epoxidase-like. NCBI's taxonomy places the organism in Eukaryota, Metazoa, Mollusca, Gastropoda, Neomphalida, Peltospiridae. The transcript is spliced from 5 exons. Bases 599 to 2089 code for a protein of 496 amino acids. Gene Ontology annotation, molecular function: oxidoreductase activity, acting on paired donors, with incorporation or reduction of molecular oxygen; monooxygenase activity; heme binding. The record is from RefSeq and is a predicted model, not a curated record.